Molecule: messenger RNA, 627 nt
Organism: Necator americanus (New World hookworm)
Lineage: Eukaryota; Metazoa; Nematoda; Chromadorea; Rhabditida; Ancylostomatidae
Exons: 6
Coding region: 1-627 (208 amino acids)
Source: RefSeq, a predicted model, not a curated record
AUGAUGCUACGAAAACUAUCAGAUCAAUGCCAAAGAGUGUUAUUCAAGCAGAAGAAGAGCAAAAGCGAGGACGCGAUGUCGGAUCACGUUUCGUUGUCGGCGUCUUCGUCGCACACAGGGGAUAUACCGGAGUGGAUCUACAAAAUGGCUGAGACCGAACGCUGCUACGAAGAAGCGAAACGUCAUGCUAGCCAAGAAUUGGAACGUUGCCGUGCUCAUAUACGGAAGGAGUUUGAGCAGCGACGAAAACAAACCGAAGAGGCGCAUCAAGCACAAGUUGAUGCUUUACGACAGAAACUCGAGAAACGUCUAAAAGAUCUGGAACAAGCACAAACAGAUCUCGCUGUGAACAAAUUUCGACGUCUUUCAAUGGACCAAUCUAUUCGAUCUCGACAGGAACGCGAGAAACGAAUGCGUGAUAUGAAUGAGAGCACAAAACAUGUGUUCAACAAGGAGAGAAAGCGUUUUUCGAUUGGCGCUGAGCAAAUGAUCGAACAGAAACAGUUGGAGCAUCGUGAGGCGAUGAAAAAAUUAGCGAUGCAAGAACAAAAAGCCCUACAGCGACUCGAAGAAAUAGUCGCCACCAUACAAACAGAAGGACCCCUGACCAGAUCCACAUCGAGGUAA